Messenger RNA from Fopius arisanus, 2234 nucleotides. RefSeq lists its product as uncharacterized. NCBI's taxonomy places the organism in Eukaryota, Metazoa, Arthropoda, Insecta, Hymenoptera, Braconidae. Gene Ontology annotation, cellular component: plasma membrane. The coding region runs from base 209 to 1714 and encodes 501 amino acids. The transcript is spliced from 7 exons. The record is from RefSeq and is a predicted model, not a curated record.
AUUUUUUCCUACGCAGUAAAGUUGGUGUAACUGGAAUGUACCUAACUGAUGACAAGUACAGAGAUGCCCCAGGAAUGGCGUAUUCGAUGAUAGUUAUUGCUCCGAGAUGAUUGAAGCUACAACUUAAAAUUCAUCAAUUUCAUUCCACGGAACUUUACUUAAUUAAUUUCUCGUCAUUUUGAUAAAUGUGAGGUGCCAAGUUGUGAAAAUGUGGAGGCAUUAUUUGAACAUUUGGACAGCACUUUUGUGUGUGCUGCAAGUCCAUGGUUUUACGGGUUACGUCACGUUGAGGGAUGAUGGACCCACCGUCCAGGGUGGAUCCAUUAUUUUUAGAGCUGAUUUAUAUAACUAUGAUGGAUCUAGACCUUCUGGAGAAUUUCGAUACACGUGGACGGAUAAUGGUGUACCCGGACACAGUUACGAGUCCCCCCAAACAGAAAAUACAACCAGUAUUUGGAAGGUUGAUUAUCCACCUGCGUUUUAUCCAGUUGGGGAAUAUUCUGUGGAGGUAAUUGUUAGUCAAUGGCAUCUCAUCUUCUGGAGGAUCGAAGAUAGUCAACACAAGAGAUUUGAGAUAACUGAGUUUUUGAAUGGGAACAUCUCAAUAUCGCAAUCAAAUCACACAUUGACGGAUUCGUACGUCUCUUCCGCCGCUGAAUCCAAAAUAAAAAUUGACAUGCGAAAAAACGACGAGGAUUACAUAAUAAAAAAUGCAACAUCAAUUUCGACGUAUUGGUUCGUUGAUUGUAAGUACUACGGACAGACGAAUAACUUCACAUUUGGAUUUAAUUUCACUCGUCCUGAUGAAACAAAAUCCAUCGAGGCCCUUGUAAUCGCCUCCCACGAACCUCCUACGACUGUCCCACCCACCACAACCUCUACCACCCCAAUUCCACCAUCAAAUAUCACAACUGCUAAACCAACAACUACCACCACAUCAAAGCCAACGAGCACGCUCAAGCCUUCUUGGCAGAAUAAUUCGUCAAUCGAUCUGGGGAAGAACAUUUCCCUACCCUACGUCUGCUUCAACUCUUCUUCAGUUCUAGCUGAUCCUAAGAAAACAUACGGAUAUUUUCAUAGGGAUAUUUACGUUAGAGCGCCAAUAAGAAAUAUAACAGUGGAAGGGACGAACUGGAUAAAGCCCUGGGAAAUGCUGAACCUGAGUGUGAGUUGUCAGGGCUCUGGACCCUUUUUCAAAUGCCUGGAAGUUCAUCCGGGGACUUAUAACGUAACAGGCAAUGAGACUUGCGACGAUGGGGAGCAAAUCACCACGUGCAACUUCUCCAUCGUCCAUUUCUUCCUGAAGGCUAAUGUUUACACUAUAUUAGUGAUACUUAAGAAUAAUGUCAGCACGACGGUUUAUCCGUUAACAAUCAACAUUUACGAAGUCACUGCAAAACCCCAGCUCUCAGUAAUUGUCGUGCCAGUUUCCUGCUCCCUGGCAGCGGUAGUGCUGAUUGUCUUCGGCAUUGCCUACUACAUCCAGAGUCGUGCAAAAUUCACAGUCGAAGUUGCAGACUUCGAUUUUGGCCAGAAUAAUCCAGACAUGGAGUACAAGACCUUCAGGGAACGGCUUCGGGAUUCUUUCAAUAGCACUGUAAGCGAUGUCCGAAGGAUUUGCAAUCGGCCACGUUAUUACGGAAGCAUGAAUCGAUACAAUAUCAACUCCACAGGAUACAAGCCUCUCACAGAUCCGACCGCCUCUCAAACCUGAAAUCGAUGAACGAAAUGAACGCACGAAAGAGGACGAAACUCCGCAGGAAGGCGUACAGAAACUAUUUAUAGACUACACUAGGAUAAAUCUCUUGUAGAGCAAGUCUUCAUUCCAGGAGUUAUGAAAUUAUAAUUAUUGUAUAUAAUACGAUAAUCAGGCUGUGAAACUAAGGAAACGGAUACAAGAGGAAGGUUUAAUAUCACAUUUAGUUUAGCAUUCUCAUCGAAACAAUUGUCACAAGAUUGACUCGAAAUUUAUAGUCAAAUAUUCAGAGUAUCUUUUCUCAGUAUUUUAUGAAUGUUAUAUUUUAUACACAUUAUAUUUUUUAAUUAAUUUUCUCCAGAUAAAUCCGUGGAAUAAAUUGAAAGUAUAUUAUUUGAUUGUCGAUUAAAAUUCUAUUUAAUCGUAUUAUCCAUCCCCAUACCUGAUGUAAUUGCUUAAUUGCAUACCCAUUAGGAUAACGAAUUAUAUUGCCUAUUUGCAGAAUUUUGUGUAAAUAAAGUCAAUGAAUAAUUGUAAA